Molecule: messenger RNA, 1017 nt
Organism: Symbiodinium necroappetens
Lineage: Eukaryota; Dinophyceae; Suessiales; Symbiodiniaceae
Source: the annotation of a GenBank genome assembly
AUGUACGCAGGAAGCAAGGCAGCUUCGCGCUGGUGGAGUCUGCUGACGGGCAGAGAGACCAGCAUCCUGUUGCUGGGCUCCUUUGUCUUCACCGCCAGCCUUGGCAUCACGGAGGGUCCCGAGGUCGUCUUCUUUAAGGAUUACUUCGGCUUCACUCAGAGUGAUAUGUCUGAUCUUUUGCUUGUGACCAGUAUCUCGGCACUGGUCCUAACACCUCUGCUGCCUACACUCCUCGAAUACGUGGGCGAGACGCGAGGCUGCAUGCUAGGCUGCAUUGGCGUUGGGUUUACCACCCUUUUCCUGAUCCUGGGAGUGGGCAUCCGCUGGGUGCCGGCAGCUGCGGCAGGCCUGUCUGUUGGCUUCUUCGGGUCAAUCUCUGGCCUGGGCUACAUGGCGUUGGUUCACUACCACGUGCAACCGGAUCGCCUCGGCAUGUUCUUGGGCAUCAAGUCCUUCGUAGAUGGUGCUGCGGGAGCCGUGUCGCCCGCUGCCGGUGGGUUCAUCUACACGAGGGGCCACUUCCUUCCCUAUGGCCUUACGUGUGGACUCUGUGUUGUAACCGCCGCCAUCUUCGCGAGCCUUACCCCGUUCAAAGACAAGGGGAAGGACAAGGGGCUGACCUUCGACUCAGAGACGGUGCCAAUGAUUGGGAAGGACAAGGAUAUUGAGUCCGAUGACGAGGAUGGGCUUCCGAUAGCACACUUCAUGUCCGAGAACCUGCAGUUCAGCAAGAACAGCUUGCUAAAGCUGAUGACGAAUGAAAUUGGCAUCCUCAUGCACGAUGACCAACUCAAGAGCUUGUUCUAUGCGCAGAAUGACCACGGAAGAAAGGGAUUUAGUCGAUGUGCUACCAUGCACGUCGACAACUUCGCGAAGGCAGCCGCCGGCCAGGAGAGCGUCCGGAGGCUCCGGCAGCUGCGUGGUGCGAAGACGACGGAGCUGCUGCCGCCAGACCCCACACCUCCGCCGUGGCCACAGCUUCGGAAGAGAUCCUGUUCGAUUGCACAUGCCGGCUAA